This is a messenger RNA of Pecten maximus, 6133 nucleotides long. RefSeq names its product F-box/LRR-repeat protein 5-like. The coding region runs from base 40 to 2538 and encodes 832 amino acids. Lineage: Eukaryota; Metazoa; Mollusca; Bivalvia; Pectinida; Pectinidae. Gene Ontology annotation, molecular function: protein binding. The record is from RefSeq and is a predicted model, not a curated record. Gene Ontology annotation, biological process: intracellular iron ion homeostasis. The transcript has 10 exons.
AGAUUCUUCGAGAUUUAAUACUUCCUAUCAAAACACAACAUGGCGCCGAAGUCUUGGCCUGACGAGGUGGACGUUUUCACUAUUCCUCAUUCUAGAAUGAAGGAAUUAGUGCAAAAAUAUUUAAACAUGGUGUCGGAUAUCAACUUUACUAAUGUUGGACACCUGACUUCGUUGUUGGAAAACCUUUGCAACACCUUUAAAGAGUUCCACAAUCAUGAGCAAGUGGAGAAUCAGUUCAUCAUGAAUAAACUCAAAGAGAAACUCAAGUGUCUGUCUAUAAAGAACCAUGCUGUCUGUAACUGUCAUUCAGACAACAGACUGACAGAGAUGCUGAACCUCUUCCAGGAUGGGUACAAGUGUACUGAGAAGACUGAUGCUGAUAGAAUCAAUUAUGGGAUCAAACUUAGGACUGCACUGGAAGAGUUUACAAACAGCUUCCUCCCUCACAUGGAGGAGGAGGAAGAGAUAUUUCAGCCAAUGUUGAUUGAGUACUUCAGCUAUGAUGAGCUGUGUGACAUCAAGAAUGAGGUUCUUAUGCAUCAUUCAAUUACCGGUAACACAGGACAUAAGGAAGGAAAACUAAAGGAAGAGGAAUUGAUGUGUUAUGAAUUCCAGGAAAAAGACGAGUGGGAAAAGUCUGAGAAAGAAGUGGAAUACAGAGGUAUAGACAAUCUACCAGAAGAACUGAUGCUGAAAAUCUUCUCCCACCUCAACCCUCGCCAGCUCUGUAGCUGUGCCCAAGUAUCCCAACGCUGGAAUGAAUUGGCUACUGAUGGCUCCCUGUGGAAAACCAUCUUGCCUGUACAGUGGUCUAUGGGCCAAUGGUCAUUUGUCCCAAAACUGGACAGUGAUGUAGAGGAGGACAAAGUAAAUAUCUCACAGGAGCUAAUGGUCGAUGUCUUGUCCGAAGAGAUGGUAGACGAGGAUGCAGACCAGGACGAGUCUGGAGGGGAUGAGAGCGAUAACAGUGUAGAUGAUGAGUGUAUAGAGGAUAAACAGAUCCGUAAGGAGGCAGCCAUGUUGACAUCCCUGGUGAAGUACCUGUUGCCCAGAGUUGGGUCUCAUGUCAAGUCUUGUUACCUUGGAUACAGCAAAGGCCUCAUCAAUGGCCUGCUCUACAAGAUUCUCUGCCAGUGUCCUAACCUGGAGAUCCUUGACUUAUCUCAGACAAGGAUAUCAGACAUAGCUUUUAAAGGGCUCGGCCGAAAAGGAUGUGGAGCAAAGCUAAGGCAUCUCAAUCUGGGAGGCUGUUUCAAUAUCACUGACAGAACACUACAGAGAUUGUCUUCAUCUUUUAAUGAUUUCUCCUACAUGGAACAGAGUGAACAGUUUGGAAACAAACUGGAGAAAAAUGAUACCGAAACUAAUGAAAAGGAUCAAAAGAAAAAAGGAAAGUGUGGAAACUGUGGUAAAUUUAAACAAGGGAAUGAAAAAAAUAUGGAAUAUAUUGAGAAAAAUGUAUUUGUGGGACAUAAAUGUGAAGAUAAUGUGGAACAAGAUAUCUCUUCUCAGACAGAGGCUGCUGUUAAUGAUAAGAUUCACGGAAAAAGUGAUGACUACACAAACUUCCCUCAUUUUACACCGAAUGUUGAAAUGGUGUCAGAUAAAUCCAUUCCUCCUGACUUAGAAGAAGAAUCUGUGUUACUGGGAAGCUUGACUGACGUAAAUGUGAAUGAGGCUCUUGAGCAUGCCUGUGAUUACAUGGAAAACCUGAUGAAGAUUGGUCCUGGCAAGACUGAUCAACAAAAGGCUUUUGAAGAAAGCAGCACAAAGCUUCAUGACAAUGAAAACCACAUCACAAAUGAUAUGAUAGAAGCACAAAGUUUGAGCUAUGAUGCCAUUGCAGGUCAUGACAUGGAUUUAGGGUGUGAAGUUUCACACAAAGAUUCCACAAAGUUUUCAGAGACAUGUGAAGAUGGUUCAGUCACCAAACAGACAAUGACAAUUAAUUCACAGAAAUCACAUUCAUCUUUGUGUUUGGGAAACUGCUCUAAUUGCACAAUGUCUGCUAAACAUUUACAUGAAGCAGAUGGAUCACAUUCACAUCAGACUACCAUUAAGUUUUAUGAAUCAAAGAAACCAAAACGGACUACAUGUGAUUCACUUGAUGAUUCAAACACUAACAAACUACAAUCUGGUUCAGUUGGUAACCAAGAAACUAAAACAUGGAUCACCAAGGAAAGUGGUGACAAUGUGAAUAUCUGUGAUAAUGACCUGAAUGGUGAAGUGCUGAACUCUGACCCCAACUCUCGUUGCCUGGAGUAUUUGAGUCUAUCUGGCUGUUACCAUAUCACUGACACAGGGUUAAGGUAUCUGGCAGAAGACGGGGGUCUGCCCUGUUUAAGGUACCUGGACCUGUCUGGGUGUCUCAAUAUCACAGCCGAUGGUCUGACAGAGUUGGUGUCUGUAUGUCCCGCCCUGGACCGAGAAGAGCUGUACUAUUGUGACAAUGUCAUUGAUGGCCCCUACGCAGCUGAAGCCAGUGGAUGUCAGAACCUGGAGUGUAACUCCCGGGUCUGCUGUCGGUCGGGAUACUGAAAUGUGCCUGUUGAAGUGAUCAGUGAUUAGCUGUGAGUCCGUAAAUGCUGUUCUGGAACUGGACCUACAUUGACUUUCAUCUAGAGCUCUUCACUGACUAUGAUCGAAGGACACCUGAUAUGGCAUGGAAAAAGAAUUUAACUGAAGAUUAGAUUAAAAAUAAGAACUACAUGAACAGCUGAAGCAAAUAUGUAUACACUAGACCUUUGUCAUUUUAUUGUCCUUGCUUAAAAAAUGAAAAAAAUGACAAUUUCGGAGUAAUUUAACUUCUUUAAUCAACUAACAACUAUUUCAUGUCUUUCAGAUGAUUGAUAAGGUAGAAAAACAUUGUUUUAUGUGCUUACAGUAUCUAUAUGUUUCAUCAAAAUACAUACAUAUUUUGUAAGCAUGUUUUUUUAAUGAAACUUUGAACAAUUAAUAAUUCAGAGAAAAUUUGUGAAUAUGUUGGACACAUCUGUAGAUUUUUUUUUUAAAUAUUUUCUUAGAAUGUUGUUUUAGGCUCACAAUGCAAUGAUAUGUUACAUCUAGCUAAUGAUGCACUAUCCAUCAGCAUCACUUCUGCUUCUUUAAAACAACUUUUGAUGAAUACCUAAAUAUCCAAUGGUUAUGUCAGUGAUUAUUCCUAGGGUUUUCUCAAUGAGAAUUUAAAUUUUACUGGCAUUAUUGCAAGGAGGAUUAUACAUUUUGUUCAAAUGAAUGACCUUGACCUUCAUUUCAGACCAUAGAAAUCAAAUGGUGAGAUGUAACCUACAAAGCCUGGUUAUAUAUAGCCUGUCGGGUCAUGCUUGUUAAAAUGUUGUAAGAAUCAAAUUGUUAAAAUCGUUAACCAACAUCUGAAUAUCAGUAAUAUUGAAAGCUAAGAUAAUUGGACUGCAGCAUGCUUAGGUGAAGCACUAUGAAAACUUAAUUAAAUGAAAUUCUACAUAAACCUGCACUUGAGAACCAUUAAGUGGAGAUAUUUAGCAUCUGAUGUUCAGAAUACUGUGGUUUGUUUCAAUAAAUUUGGUCUUGUCCCACUCGGUAAGUCACAAAUGUAUAUAUGGCAUUUGCAAAAUAGAAGAGCAGAAGGAGAAAAAUUCAUUUGAUUUCUGGGUUUGGAUUAUACAUGAACGGAAAAGACAGAAGAGUUCCACACAUUGUGCCUCCAGUAUGGUGAUUUUGGCUGAUAUAUUUAUUUGAUAUAUGCCGCUGUGGCUGAGCGGUUAAGUUGUCCCGACACUUUAUCACUAGCCCUCCACCUCUGGGUUGCGAGUUGAAACAUAGGUGGGGCAGUUGCCUGGUACUGACUGCAGGCCGGUGGUUUUUCUCCGGGUACUCUGGCUUUCCUCCACCUCCAAAACCUGGCACGUCCUUAAAUAACACUGGCUGUUAAUAGGACAUUAAACUAAAUAAACCAAAUAAACAUAACCAUGAUGUUUGCCUUUAGUCAUAACAGAAUGCACACUGUAUUGUGCAUAUAGUCUUCUUUGUCUCUCCAAACUUUGUUUUGUCAUUUAUUAUUUUAUUUGUUUUUUAUACCAUAUGUCACUUAUUUGUUAUCUGUUAUACAUUAUCAUAUAUAUAAUUAUAUAUAUGCCAGUAUUGUUUCAUUUAAAUAUCUGAGAUCAGUGCAAGUCCUAUUGACUUUGAUAGCUCUACAUGUUUUUAUCAUCUGGCAAUAUCAUAAUUCCUGUAAAAGUUGGGAGAUCAUGUUCUGUUUCCCUUCAGUUUGUCUGGCAUACAUAGUUGGUCUGGGAUCUAAUAGAAUAAAUGUGUCUGUCCAUUGUCAUUCAUAUUUUCUUGAAAUAAAUUGUUGCCAGGCACACUUGGUGUUUGGAGUAGUAUAUUUCAUGUUAAUUAAGAUAAUAGGUAGGUGGUUUUGAGACAUAGCUCAACAACAUUGUACAAAAAAGUGAUCUUCAGAUACAUUUUAGGUCACACAAAAAAUAAUUCAAGGCCACAUGUUAAUAAUUGUGAAAAUACAAUAACAAAUAACUGCUAAUAACAACUGAACAAUACGGGCCUAUGAUGCCUCUUGUAUUAUGGACAAUUAAGUUUUCAGAUACUUGUUAUUACCACAAAACUGUUAACAAUGGCUGGAGUAGUUCCAUGGACGGAAGUAUUCCUCUAUAUAUUGUCUACACACUGUAUACUAAAGUCUUUGAUUUGGUUAUAUUUGCAAGAAUUAAGACCCUUGUACAAGCCAAUAUUCUAUUUUUUUUGUAAAUUACAUAUGCAUAAUAUCCAUAACAGUGUUGCAUAACUAAUAGCAAUGGGGAUAGGGGAGCAAUAAAAACUGAAUCAUUAGAUCGUGAAUUAUCAGAUGAUCUUGUAACUGAAUGCAACUAGUGCAAGCCUGAUCUAUAUAAAGUGUGUAUCAGAUCAGAUUGUCUGGAGAUCAGAGUAUUGAAAAUUACAUGCUGCUGUAGAUUUUUUUUGAUGUAUCAGUGCCAAGAUAUAACAUAUUGUAACUUUGUCUCCUUUUUUACCGUGAUAGUCUAUUUUUGACAACAAGUGCAGUCUUUAAUGAAGUGCAGUCUUGUUAGUCCAGUCGUCUUUCCCACCUAGAAGGAUGAAGUGAACUAGUAGAAAUAACUAACAGUGGUGAAUGGAUGUGAUUGAGACAACACUGAUUGUGGCUAGAUAUGGUUGAGACAACACUGAUUGUGGCUGGAUAUGAUUGAGAUGAUCGCCAAUGGUGGCUGCAUAUGAUUGAGAUGGCCGCCAAUGGUGGCUGGAUAUGGUUGAGAGACAACCACUGAUGGUAACUGGAUGGUUGAGGGACAACCACUGAUGGUGACUGGAUAUGAUUGAGAGAUAACUGCUGAUGGUGACUGGAUAUGAUUUAUAGACAAUCACUGAUGGUGGCUGGAUAUGGUUGAGAGAUAACCACUGAUGGUGGCUGGAUAUGGUUGAGAGACAGCCACUGGUGGUGGCUGGAUAUGAUUGAGGGAGAACUGCUGAUGGUGACUGGAUAUGAUUUAUAGACAAUCACUGAUGGUAGCUGGAUAUGGUUGAGAGAUAACCACUGAUAGUGGCUGGAUAUGGUUGAGAGAUAACCACUGAUGGUGGCUGGAUAUGAUUGAGGGAGAACUGCUGAUGGUGACUGGAUAUGAUUUAUAGACAAUCACUGAUGGUGGCUGGAUAUGGUUGAGAGACAACCGCUAAUGGUGGCUGGAUAUGGUUGAGAGAUAACCACUGAUGGUGGCUGGAUAUGAUUGAGAGAUAACCACUGAUGGUGGCUGGAUAUGAUUGAGAGAUAACCACUGAUGGUGGCUGGAUAUGGUUGAGAGACAACCACUGAUGGUGGCUGGAUAUUAUUAAGAUGACCGCUAAUGGUGGCUGGAUAUGAUUGAGGCAACCCACUGAUGGAGGCUGGAUUAACAAGACUUUAUUGAUAAAGUUUUGGAAUGGUGGAUAUAUCCUGCUUUCUAGAAGCUAUUUGAAAGGUAAUUAAAAAAAUUGUCAGAGUGUAAGAGUGUAAGUUAACAUUCUUAAACAAAGGUUUUUUGCUUUGGUAGUUGAUCAUAAUAUACAGAUAGUUUGGAAACUACUGUAUUUUGAUAAUGCUGACUAGAUUGGGAUAAUAUUCAUUAAUAAAAGAUUACUUCAAUUU